Molecule: messenger RNA, 707 nt
Organism: Bursaphelenchus xylophilus (pine wood nematode)
Lineage: Eukaryota; Metazoa; Nematoda; Chromadorea; Rhabditida; Aphelenchoididae
Source: the annotation of a GenBank genome assembly
AUGAAUCUCACCGUUCGACGCCUCACACCAGUUCCUCCGUACGCAUCGGUUCUUUGUGAUGAUGAACUUCAUGUGAGUUAUCCCUGCCUAUCUUUCUCCUCUAGAUUCAUAAAAUCCUGCAGUUUGUGAUGUAGUUUAGAAGGUUUGUCUUAUGUUGUUUGAGUUAAAUACAUUCCGUGUAGCUUGUGCAGACCAUUCCUAAAACCAUGCUGUCCGUCGGCGGCCCCUACAAACUUCAACCAAGGUAGAGUAGCGUGUUUUAGUGGUAGACUUUUUCAACGGUUUCCCGUCUUUUCCUUUUUUCCUUAUACUUUCUGCUCCGAAUUUUGAUGACUUUCUCGACCCGAGUUUAAUCGCCGACUCUCGUUGCCGCCCCUUUCAUCGACCCACCCAUCAAUUGCCGCUGGCUAUAAAAGCAAAGCGAGGCAGUCACAUUGCUCAACUCAACAGUUACAUUCAAUUGUAUCAUCAGCUUUUCAACUGCGCCUAAGUUUGCUGCAAAAAUGGCCUCAAGAUUUGUUCAACUCUUGGCUUUCUUCAUGCUUGUUCUCAGUGUCUACAGUCUCCACGAUGGCAUGACCACAGGCACCAUCCUUGCCGGAUAUGGCGGUAACUUGGAUAACGGAAUGUUCUACAACUACAACGCCCAGGUUGCCCAGAACAGUGUCCAAUAUCAGCCCUACUACGGUAAUGGCUUCUUCGGUUAG